Pelobates fuscus (common spadefoot toad) is the source of this 1656-nucleotide messenger RNA. RefSeq names its product cytochrome b-c1 complex subunit 1, mitochondrial. Gene Ontology annotation, molecular function: metal ion binding. NCBI's taxonomy places the organism in Eukaryota, Metazoa, Chordata, Amphibia, Anura, Pelobatidae. The transcript is spliced from 13 exons. The record is from RefSeq and is a predicted model, not a curated record. The coding region runs from base 42 to 1478 and encodes 478 amino acids. Gene Ontology annotation, cellular component: mitochondrion.
CCCGCGCAGGCUCGCUGUUUCCUGUCCCUGUCAGCUGGAAGAUGGCGACGUCCGUGUGCAGAGCCGGCAGCGCUGCGAGCAAAGCUUUGUUCAAGGCUCGCUCGCCUGCAUUGUUAAGCCUGAAGAGAAGUCGGUCUGCUGUAUCCUAUGCACAGACAUUGCAGAACAUUCCUGAGACCCAGCUUACUACUCUGGACAAUGGAUUACGUGUUGCAUCUGAGGAAUCUAGCCAGCCUACCUGCACUGUGGGGGUGUGGAUUGGAGCAGGCAGUCGCUAUGAAAACGAAAAAAACAACGGCUCAGCAUUUUUCUUGGAACAUCUGCUGUUUAAAGGAACAAAGAAACGCCCUCAGGAUGCUUUGGAACAAGAGGUAGAGAGUUUGGGAGCUCAUUUAAAUGCAUAUACAUCACGCGAGCAGACAGCUAUCUACAUCAAAGCUCUUUCGAAGGACUUACCGAAGGCUGUGGAGAUUUUGGCUGAUGUGGUACAAAACAGCAGCCUGGAGGAUUCGCAAAUUGAGAAGGCACGUCAGGUGAUGUUACGUGAGCUGCAGGAAAUCGACUCCAACCAGCAAGAAGUUGCCUUUGAUUUUCUGCAUGCGACUGCCUACCAGGGAACAGCUCUUAGCCAAACUGUUGUGGGACCUUCUGAGAAUGCAAAGAAGCUCACCCGAGCAGAUCUUGUUGAUUACGUUAACAGCCAUUUCAAAGCACCUCGUAUGGUACUUGCAGCUGCUGGAGGAAUUAAUCACAAGGAGCUGUGUGACCUGGCUCAGCGUCACUUCAGUGGUCUUUCAUAUACCUAUGAGAAUGAUGCUGUCCCAUUGCUGACUCCCUGUAGGUUUACUGGAAGUGAGAUUCGUGCACGUGAUGAUGCCCUCCCACUGGCCCAUAUCGCUGUUGCAGUAGAAGGGCCUGGCUGGAAUAGCUCUGACAAUGUAGCCCUGCUUGUAGCCAACUCUAUCAUUGGCAACUAUGAUGUAACAUACGGAGGAGGAAAGAAUCUCUCCAGUAGACUUGGAAGAACUGCAGCAGAGUACAAUGCCUGCCAGAGCUACCAAACGUUCAACAUUCGUUAUUCUGACACAGGACUCUUUGGAAUCCACUUUGCUACAGAUAAACAUAAUGUCGAAGAUAUGCUGCAUAUAGCCCAGGGAGAAUGGAUGCGUCUCUGUACCAGCGUGACAGAAAGUGAGGUGGCACGAGCUAAAAAUGUCCUGAAAACCGCUCUGGUGAACCAGCUAGAUGGAACAACUCUUGUAUGUGAAGACAUUGGACGUCAGAUCCUGAAUUAUGGACAGCGUAUUCCCUUGGAAGAAUGGAAUUCUAGAAUUGAUGCUGUCAAUGCCAAAAAAGUGCAGGAUGUUUGCUCAAAAUAUCUGUAUGACAAAUGCCCUGCUGUUGCUGGAGUUGGUCCCAUUGAACAGCUUCCAGACUACAAUCGUAUCCGCAGUGCUAUGUAUUGGCUGCGAUUCUAAUUUUCAUAUUUCAGUCACACCAGUUAUCCAAACGUCACAGUUGGAGGAACUUCAGAUGUGUCAUUAUUUUUGCGUACCAUUGGCUGUUUCUACAAGCCUUCCUCUGGCUUUUACCGAUCUUGGGUCACAGAGCUGAACAUUUUACCUAAUAUAUGGCCCAGCAGGGAAUGGUGUCUUC